Molecule: messenger RNA, 717 nt
Organism: Suhomyces tanzawaensis NRRL Y-17324
Lineage: Eukaryota; Fungi; Ascomycota; Pichiomycetes; Serinales; Debaryomycetaceae
Exons: 1
Coding region: 15-686 (223 amino acids)
Biological process (GO): mitochondrial electron transport, NADH to ubiquinone; mitochondrial respiratory chain complex I assembly
Cellular component (GO): membrane
Molecular function (GO): 4 iron, 4 sulfur cluster binding; NADH dehydrogenase activity
Source: RefSeq, a predicted model, not a curated record
CAUAAUCGAUCGAAAUGUUGAGACAAAUAACAGCACAAGGCCUCAACCGCAGGUUGUUUUCCAUGAGCUCCACCGUGAUGAAACCAGCAGCCGCAUCGGUUGAAUCGUCCGGAUACCUCACCACUGCUGGAUCGACCCAAUCCGUCUGGCCCAAGGGCUUCAGACUCCCCAAGCCAAAAACCUGGGAAGAAAGCCACGAAAGUGCAUUGAGCAAGGCCACCAAGUUCUUCUUCUUGAGUGAAAUUGCCCGUGGUAUGUACAUCUGUAUGGAAAUGUACUUCCGUGCUCCAUACACCAUCUACUACCCAUACGAAAAGGGUCCUAUUUCCCCAAGAUUCAGAGGUGAACACGCAUUAAGAAGAUACCCUAGUGGUGAAGAAAGAUGCAUUGCAUGUAAGUUGUGUGAGGCCAUUUGCCCUGCCCAAGCCAUCACCAUCGAAGCCGAAGAAAGAAUUGACGGUUCUAGAAGAACCUACAAGUACGAUAUCGACAUGACCAAGUGUAUCUACUGUGGUUACUGUCAGGAAUCUUGUCCCGUGGAUGCCAUUGUUGAAUCUCCAAACGUGGAAUACUCUACUGCCACCAGAGAAGAAUUAUUGUACAAUAAGGAGAAGUUGUUGGAAAAUGGUGACAAGUGGGAGCAAGAAUUACAAUACUGUAUUGACGCUGAUGCUCCAUACCGUUAAUAGAACCGUUGCAUAAUAAAUUGAUUUCUGG